Molecule: messenger RNA, 943 nt
Organism: Melitaea cinxia (Glanville fritillary)
Lineage: Eukaryota; Metazoa; Arthropoda; Insecta; Lepidoptera; Nymphalidae
Exons: 1
Coding region: 1-816 (271 amino acids)
Source: RefSeq, a predicted model, not a curated record
AUGCACGCGGUGGGCCUGCACUCCGCGCUCGCCAUCCGCCGCGAGCGCAAGCGCCGCGCCGAGCAGCAGCGGGCGCGCGAGCGCCGCUACUCUGUCCAAUCGACCGAGUCGGGAGUGACCUCCCCCCACUGCUCUACCGGCAGCCUCGAACGACGAAGGUAUAAGAAAACAGGAGCCACCGACAAUGAAGUCGUCUCGUCGGUCGGCAUGCUCCAUCUCGGAGUGGUGUUCCUUGUCCUCGGCAUGUUCUUAGUCGCUUCCGGAUGGUUGCCCGAUGAUGUUACAUCGUGGAGCAGCAUUGGUUCCGUAAGCUGGUUCAACGAACUCGUAUGCUCCGGCUUAUUUGCCCUUGGAGUUGGAAUAUUCUUGAUCGUGCUCCAUAAGUACUUGACGAAGAGUGAAGAAGACGCUCUUGAAGAUUACGUUCAGCGACAACUAACGCGAUCUCGAUCAGGUCACAGAUUAGAGAGAGACGCUGAGACGGGUGGCAUGAGGACGAAGGGUGCAAGACGAGCUCGGGCCACUGAAGUGCUACCGGAAACGAUCACCGAAACUUACACUGAACCAUCUCCAGAUAGGGCACAUGGCUUUGUUAACGCGCUCGCCUUAAAUGGAGACGCAAUGCGGGAGACACCUUUAGAGCAAAUUGUGGAGGAAGAAGUAUCUGUUGCUUCGGAGACGGAAAGGAGGCUGGGAAAGUUUAACAAAGACACGUACUCUACGCCCUCUGUAGCUCCGAGCCUAAGCCCGGGCUCACCCUCCGACACGAGGGAGCUGCUCUCUGACGGACGCUAUAUGGUCAUGUCGAGAAUGUGAACAACCUAGUUUGACAGUUCAUUGAUACCGUACAUCUUACUUCUUUAUGGACUAGUAUUCGAUUUUAUUGGUAACCACAUAAUUUAUCGCUAAUUUUAUAAAACAGUUGAAUAAAAAUAUUGGAUGA